Molecule: messenger RNA, 3375 nt
Organism: Bemisia tabaci
Lineage: Eukaryota; Metazoa; Arthropoda; Insecta; Hemiptera; Aleyrodidae
Gene: Oscillin
Product: glucosamine-6-phosphate isomerase Oscillin
Biological process (GO): carbohydrate metabolic process; N-acetylneuraminate catabolic process; N-acetylglucosamine catabolic process
Cellular component (GO): cytoplasm
Molecular function (GO): identical protein binding; glucosamine-6-phosphate deaminase activity
Source: RefSeq, a predicted model, not a curated record
UUUGUUAUCAUUUUACCCUCAUUAUCAGAGGUUGCGAAAUAAAAAUGAAAUAAAAGAUCUACGAUACCGUUAACUUUCGUCUUUUACUUGUGCACACGCUGCAGACGCCGCAGCUGAGUGAUAAGCUUUUAACUUUUCAAUUAUAAUCCCCGAUACAUAGAAAAAACUUGAUAAUCACCCAGUUUUAUCCUCUGCCACCUCCAGUAUCAGUUCACAGCACAGCAGUAGAUAAUCAGUCAGUUGCUGUCACUCUGUGUCAGUUCACUGUCGCCGAGUAGAACUUUCGCUUUUUAGGUCAUUGCUCUUCAGUGCACUUUAUAUCUUUUCAAUAGAAGAUGCGGCUCAUUAUUUUGGAUGAUGUUGACAGAGUUGCAGAAUGGUCAGCGAAAUAUGUUCUCAAGCGAAUCAAUGAUUUUAAACCCGGUCCAGAUCGUUACUUUGUAUUAGGGUUACCCACAGGUGGAACACCCUUAGGCAUGUACAAGAAGUUGAUCGAAUUCCAUAAGGCAGGAAAACUUUCAUUCAAAUAUGUUAAAACUUUCAACAUGGAUGAGUAUGUCGGAUUACCUCAAGAUCACCCAGAGAGCUACCACUACUACAUGUUCUAUAACUUCUUGCAGCAUAUUGACGUAGAACCUGAAAAUGCUCAUAUCUUAGAUGGAAAUGCUCCAGAUUUGCAGAAAGAGUGUGAAGAAUAUGAACGGAAAAUCCAAGAAGCUGGGGGCGUGCAUCUCUUCAUAGGGGGAAUUGGACCGGAUGGACACAUAGCAUUUAAUGAGCCUGGAUCAUCUUUAGUCUCUCGCACAAGAGUGAAAACCUUGGCGUAUGAGACGUUAGAAGCAAAUGCCAGGUUCUUUGGUAACGACAUCACAAAAGUGCCUCAAGAAGCAUUGACUGUAGGAGUUGGCACCGUAAUGGAUGCCAAAGAGGUCAUGAUACUGAUCACAGGUUCGCACAAAGCUUAUGCUUUAUACAAAGCGAUUGAAGAAGGUGUGAAUCACAUGUGGACUGUAUCAGCGUUCCAACAACACCCGCACACAAUCAUUGUAUGUGACGAGGAUGCAACAAACGAACUUCGAGUUAAGACUGUCAAGUAUUUUAAGGCUUUAGGUGAAGUGCAUCAGCAACUAAUUGAAUCGAAUCCUGUCAGCAAAAAGGGCUCUGUUCUAUCUGGUGUUAAGGGAGAUUAACAAUUGCUACUUCUCCGUAGUUUAGACGUCUCUUUAAUCUUUCUUUCUACUUUGCUAUUGAACUUAUCAGUGGUUCACAGCAAACUGGUAAAUGAUGUAUAACUCUUCAAAUCCAUUCAGAAUGUGAGACUGAUCGACCCUAGCCGCAUCACUUUGUUUGAACUCACAAUCAGUUCAUCUACUGCGAGGUGCAGGAGAUUGGCACCCUCAUUUUAUUGGUUGAUUUGUUAUAAUUUUGUUUUUUUGUUUUUCUGUUUUAUGCCAAUGUUUGAUUUCUUCUCUUCAGUUCUAAUUGUGCCUAUGUUUUAUUCGAAUGAAGCAAAUUAAACAAUCGGAACCAUAAGGAAUAGUGAUAUGCUUUUAUGCAAAGUGAUCAGGAGUGGUCGAAAAAAUUUUAAAAAAAAUUAACCUCAACAUGAAUUACUUAAUCCAUGUCCUAUCAAAUUUUCAUUCCAUUUAUUUUAUUUAAUGCUAUUCUCCAGAGACUCAAGAAAUUAGGAACUUUUUAAUCAAGCUCGGCUCUUCUUUACACUGAUUUUUAAAUAAUUUUAAAUUUAUUUUUACCUUCAAUUUGAGCUUUAUGAAUAAUAUUUUAUGGUAAUUAUGUCUCUCGAACCACUACGUCUCUUAUAUCAUUUUAUUUGAGCAUUUUACUGAAAAAAAUUGAAGCUUUAAUAUUUAAUCCCUCAACAGAUAAAAUGGUUUCUCAGGUAUUGCAUCAUUACAUCUUUACAAAUACAGACUUUGUGAAUAUUGAAGGUUUUAAUUUUUUUAGUUGUUUUUUCAAGGUUUUGUGAGGUGUUCGACUUGAGAGCUAUGAAUAAAUCAGAAACUAUACAUUUACAGUGGCUAAGUGUACAGAAAUUAUAAAGCCUGAAUGUACGAUACUUGAGCUUUAAUGGAUUUUGAGUUGAAAACACCGAACCAACGCUUGUAGAAUUCGCAUAGUUUUUAUUCUAUUCAAGUUGGGACGGAUAGCAAUAGUCUUCAUUUCUCUUUUAGGAUGCACUUGAUUAUACAGGAUUAUGAGGGUAGGAAGGACCGACCCGAAUUUUAGAGAAAAUUAAAUCUGGAGUAAUUCUGAGAUCAACUAGUCAUAUACUCUCCCCUGUUAAAAAGAAAAAACGCCAUAGUGUAUUUUCCGAAGGAAAUACACUAUUGUGUACAAAGGAAUCACAAAUUACCUCUUAAAUUGAGUGGUACAAAGGAAUUUAUCUUCAAAAGUAUUUUUCUCUAUUUCAAGUUGAUAUGUUUAGGUUGGUUCCUUUCCCUGAUUUCGGCCCAACUAUCGAUUGGUUCUUAAAAAUAGGUUCAAGGAAUUUAGCUUCGUCUUCAGCGAGAGUUUUUACUUGUCUGAUAUUGCCUUAAUUUUUCACAAUGAAAUUUUUCUUUGUGCGCUUUUAGCUCCGUGGAAUAAUUGAAUAUUUUCAGUAUGUAAUCGUCCUUAAAAGAAUUCCCAGGUCUCAAAGGCGUGUUUUCCAGAAAUGUGCUUCUUGCCAAGUUUGGUCAGACAUUCUGUACCUUGUGUUUUUGAUAGGAAGUAUUUCCUAUUAGCAGAAAAACUUAUUUUUGAGCUUUAUGCUAAGGUGUUGAUUCCCCUUAUGCUGUAUAUCAGUAAAUUUUUGCUGUUUCAGCUUAAUUUUGAUGAGGAUUCUCUACUCCAGAGGAGACUUUUAGUAUUAUUGAGUGAAGCUUCAUUAUGAUAGCGGUAAUAAUUAUAGCAAAGAACUCACGCCACCAAGUCUUCGUCUUUUUUUUUUUUUUCCAAGUGUCCAUUAAUGAACAAGUCCUGCAAGGACAAAGUGUCUUGAGAUUGCAUACUAGCACCAAUUUUUCUUUUUUAGGAAGACAGCGAUAAUUCUAGUUAAUUCAUUCAUUUAAUAACCAUCUCAAUUAUUUCUUCCUGCAAUAAGUAACUACUUGUGUUCAUUCCUCUCAAAAUGCUGUGUAACAACUGGGAGAAUACUUUCCGCGAUUUUUCCGUUUGUGCCGUAACUUUUUCAAGUCAAAAUAUUCUAGAAAAGCAAGUGGCUGAUGAUCAAUCACUUGGUUUAAUUUUAAGACAACCAGUACCUUUAGAUUGUUACAACUUACAAUGGUUUUUAUUAUAUUUUUUUACCUUUUACCUUGUACUCAUGCUGUUUUUACUAACCCUUUUUUAAGAGUAAUAAAAAAUAAUGCCAAA